UUUUCCGGUAAUCAUGAAGCUGGUAAUCAUCCUCGCUCUGGUCGCCUUCGCCGCGGCGCGACCUGACGGCGACUACAGCCGUUACGAGAACUUUGAAGUUGACGAAACAAUCAGCAAUUUACGUUUACUCAAAAGCUUCGUAUACUGCUUCUUAGACCGCGGCAAAUGCACCCCAGAGGCCGCUGAUUUCAAGAAAUGGGUACCUGAAGUCUUAGAAACAGACUGCGCAAAGUGCUCCGAACACCAGAAGUCCCUCAUAGCUCAAGUGUUGGAAGCGAUCAGUCAAAAACUGCCUGAAGAAUGGGAAGAACUGAAGAAAAAGCACAACCCUGACGGCAAGUUCGACGACACAGUUAGAGAGUUCCUCGCCAAAUACGGCAAAAAUAAGCAAUUAAUACAUUCAGUCAUGAAACUCAUCAUAAUGUCCGCUCUGCUCGCGCUGGCGGCCGCUCGUCCUGGCGAUGACUAUAGCAAAUAUGAUAACUUCGACAUCGACGAAGUCACAAACAACGAUCGUCUUACGAAGGCUUACGCGCAUUGUUUCAUCGGUGAAGGAAAGUGCACACCUGAGGGUUUGGACUUUAAGAAAUGGAUUCCUGACGCAUUACAAAACAAGUGCGCCAAAUGCUCAGAUAAACAGAAGGUCCUCGUCGCGCGAAUCAUCAAGGCUUUGAUAGAGAGAUUGCCGGAAGAGUGGAAGAAAUUGAACAAACUGCACAACCCGGAUGGCAAAUAUGAUGAAACUAUAACGGAGUUUGUUAAACAAUAUGGCAAUUAGUAAUAUUUAUAUUUAUAGUGUGGCUAAGAUAUUAUGCCUAUGUAUUUUUGUAAUAAAAACUAGCGGACCCGCUCAUGCUUC
This is a messenger RNA of Bicyclus anynana (squinting bush brown), 859 nucleotides long. RefSeq lists its product as uncharacterized. The transcript has 5 exons. Lineage: Eukaryota; Metazoa; Arthropoda; Insecta; Lepidoptera; Nymphalidae. The record is from RefSeq and is a predicted model, not a curated record. Bases 14 to 778 code for a protein of 254 amino acids.